This is a messenger RNA of Lampris incognitus (smalleye Pacific opah), 10296 nucleotides long. It is a transcript of the gene zfyve26, whose product is annotated as zinc finger, FYVE domain containing 26. Gene Ontology annotation, molecular function: metal ion binding; phosphatidylinositol-3-phosphate binding. The transcript has 43 exons. NCBI's taxonomy places the organism in Eukaryota, Metazoa, Chordata, Actinopteri, Lampriformes, Lampridae. The coding region runs from base 228 to 8069 and encodes 2613 amino acids. The record is from RefSeq and is a predicted model, not a curated record. Gene Ontology annotation, cellular component: lysosomal membrane; midbody; centrosome. Gene Ontology annotation, biological process: mitotic cytokinesis; regulation of cytokinesis; double-strand break repair via homologous recombination.
AGCACAACAUCUACAGACCCAGCGAGGGAGAGAGGAAAGAGAGGGAGGGAGGACGGGAGAAGAGGGGAGAGGGGGAGACGUGUCCGUCUGCGUAGGUCCAGUUGUGGGGAGGUGGCGCACAUGGAAACGAGCGACGAACACGCAAGGGUGCUCCCGGGUUGUCAAGUGGUAGAGGUGCACCUUCUGCUGUGAGCAGUGGGGUCGAUGAGCGGCCCGCUAGAGGGACCAUGCAUCCCUUCGGUUGCGAGGCUGAGACUUCCCUGCGGGAUCUGUUCGGAUACUUCAGACGGUGUCUGCAGCAUGGAGAGUGGGAGCUGGCAAGUGCCUGCGUGCCGCAGCUGGCCAGCUCAACCGGGGCACUCUCGGAGAGUUUACGGGACAUAGUCAAAGCCAUCGUCUCCCAACCUUACAUACUACGAUGGGAGUCUGUAGGCAGUCCGCACAAACUGGCUUGGCUUUGGGUUCAAGUCUUGGAGAAGUGGACAGAAGAGAAGGUUUCUCCAACAUUAAGGAGAGAGCUGGAGUUCCUGCUGCUCCUGGAGGAGCUCGGAGAAGAGGGUGUAUCACAAAGUGUUCUCAAGGAGCUACACCAGACCUUCUUAGACACCCAGUCUGGACAAACAGUCUCAGCAGUAUCCGAGUCAGCAGGUGCUGUUGUUGAGUCUUGUCUGUGGACCUUGUUGGAGAAGAAGAAGUCCAAGCUGGCCCAGGCUCUCGCUCAUUUCUUACAGGACGACUCAGCUGGACGAAGUGCAUGGGGCCGUGUUCUACAACACACGUUCAUCCGAUACCUGAUGGAGAAACUUCGGAGGCCGGAGAGGAAGCCCGAGUUGGUGGAGGUGUGGGUGGAGGAGAUCUAUACCGUGUUGGCUGUGAUGCCAUGGAGCACUGAGCGGAGCGAAGGGGGUCAGUUGGACGCGUUGUGUGAGGCACUGUGGGCGGCCAGAGAUGGCCCCCUUAAGGAGGAGAGGGUGCUGAGCUCGCUGCUUCGCCCCCAGUGUCACAGCCUGGUCUCUGCAUACAGCUCCACAGCACUGCGGCUUUGGAGAGACAGUCUGCUGAGGAGCGCGCCUGACACACAAGUAGACCUCCCUGAAGCACAAAAGCUGGUCCUCAGCUUGUGUCGUCACAGUGAUCGUCCAUCCAUUUGGAAGACUAUCUACUUCGAGUGCCUUAGCAGUGGAAAACACUUCCUUGAGCAAGUGUUGGUAACUGGACUGGACUUAAUAAAGCGUGAGGAGUUCUCUUUGUUGAAAGACCUGAUGAAUUCAGAGUUCCGGCCGCUGUCUCGUCUCUUGUUGCUGCUGGGCUGGACUCAGUGUCGCAGCCUGGGCUCAGCUCAAACCCUGCUGCGCAUCCUCCACCAUGAGCAGGCACCAGCCAAUGACUCCAUCCUGCAGGACUUUGCCAAUCUUCUGUGCUCUCAGCUUGGGGUGCUUGAGUGGUGUAAAAGCAACCAUCAACAGAUCUCCACAGAGGCAUUGGUGGCACAGCUUCACACUCUAGACAAUCACUCUGCACUCUAUAUCCUCCAUUCCCUGACCCCUCUGGCCCGGUUUGAAGAACGCAGGGUGCUAGCUCUGCUGCAGCAUCUGCCAAAUCCCCGGGGGACAGAUGACAUGGAUGUCAUUAGCACCCCCAGCCUGGCUGGACAGAGGAACGUGGUACUGUUCCAGGGGUUCUGUGCCAUGAAGUAUGCCCUCUAUGCCCUCUGUGUAAACGCACACAAAUACUCCAGCUGCACCGAGUGUGAUGCCAUGCAACCGCAGCAGCACCGCCAAUCCUCCGAGACAGCAGAGGACCAAAGCCAUACCUCCGCCUCCUCAGAAAGUUGCCAUCCGCUGUUCCAGCACUACUUGUCUGAGUGCCAGCUGUACCUGGAGGCCGUGCCCGCCAUGUUCCGCCUGGAGCUGCUGGAGAACAUCUUCUCCCUCCUCUUCCUGUCUAAUGCUGACCUCACCCAGCCAAGCCACAAGGAGACCACAAACAUGACUCCAAACACAGGGAAAUCCAUGCACACAGAUGGCCUGUCUGGACUGAGGACCAGGGCGACGGAAUCCGGAAAUAAGGCCGAGACAGAUGGAACGGAGGAGGGCAGAAGUGAAGACCCUGCGGUGUCUUCAGCAGCGGCCCAGCGUAGUCACAUGCACCUGGGCCAUUUCACCCAGGGCUGUAAGGGGUUCUUGGUGGACGUGACGGCCAUGGAGGGGUUCCUGAAGCUGCUGAAAGAGGGGCUGGAGGGGGUGUGCGUGGUGGGGCACACGGAGGGGCAGGAGGGUGGACGGGCUCUUGCCGGAGAGGCGGAGAUGGCGGAGAUCUUGGGCUGUUCGGUGACGGCAGAGACGUUCGGAGCUCGUCUGCAGAGGCUGUCCAAACGCACUGCCGAAGCCCAGUGGCGGCUGCAGAUCAUCACCAGCAAUCAGGGCGGGGGAACUGGUUCAGAGGGGCCUUUCCAGACUGCGGCAGCCAGCCGUGCUGCUCCUCCUCUGGGGAGGAGGGGCAGUGCUAGCCUGAGGAGGAGGAGGAAGAGGGCUGGGAGACAUGCUCAUGAGAGGCAGACCUCCAUAGAGAAGCACAACGGCGAGGUUAGCACCAGCACAUCAGACGGUGGCGGCGGGGCAGCAGCAGGGCGUGUAGAGCAGGAGGCGUUUGCCUGCGGGGGCCCUCACAGCUGGCUGGUCCCUGCCAUGCUGUCCCCUCCAGAGUCCCUGCUGAUGUCUUGCAUUCGACAGGGAAACUUCAUGGAGGCUCAUCAGGUGUCCCUGGUGUUCGGUCUGGAGGCCUCGGUAUGCUGUGGGGAGCUGGCGUUUAUGGAGCGCUACCGCGAUCUGCUGGUGGAGCUGGGACAGGUGGAGCAGAAGAUGGAGACCCAGUCUGUGUCUUCAUCCUCAUCUUCCUCAGAGGGUCUUGGCUCGGCAGCCGGCCCCUGCCCCGGGAGGAGCCGGCUGGGGAGCAGUGGGCGAUCCACCCUGCAAGCUAUCGGCAGUGCAGCUGCCGCAGGUAUGGCGUUUUACUCCAUCUCGGACAUAGCCGACAGGCUCCUCAGCACCCAGAGCCACCCCGUGCCCUCGCUGGAGGAGGGGUAUUGGCUGAGCCGCUGCAACCCAGACCCCUCUGGUCUCCUUUACACGCUGCUGGAGGAGCUCAGCCCCGCGGCCAUGGCUGCCUUUGACCUGGCCUGCUGUCACUGCCAGCUGUGGAAGACCUCCCGACAGCUGCUGGACACAGCCGAGCGCAGGCUGAGCGGCAGCCUGGAGGCGAGAGGACUGAAGGUUGACCCCAAAGUGCCACAUGCCGAGGACAUCUGCGGGUUUCCUAUGGUGCUGCAGCAUAUCAGCAAGAUCCUAAACCAUUCAGCUAGUAAGAAGGGCUCUGUCAAGACAGAAGGUGCGGGGGAGGACCACGUGGUGUCCAGUCCAUUCGGCUGCUGUAUUCAGGAGGUGCUGCAGUGCUGUCAUCCAACGCUGAGCGAGGAGAGCCUUGCCGCAUGCCUCAGCCUGACCCAGUGCCUGGAGCACGUUCUGCACACGCUCAGUACCGCCACGCAGAGCACAGAGGGCUGCACGGGCAGUGUUCUGCUGGCAGCGUUGGUGGAGCAGGCCGGUCUGAAGCAGUCCGAGUUGGACUCCCACCCUGUGCGCUCCAGCAUAAACAAGCUGCUCUGCUCGCUGGACCAGCUCUGUCCCUUUGAGCCGGAUGGAGGCCUCGCCAGGCCAGAUUACAUGCGCAGCUUCCUCGACUACGUCAACACGCUGGCGUCUGUGCUUGUGCGCAGUCUCAGUGCAGAAGACCAAAGCGGUGAAGUGAAGCUGGGGAAUCCUUUGCUGGUUCUACUUCAGGCCCCGUCACAGCUUCUCUUCCACCUGCUGUUUGACAGACAGGUAUCUCCCGACAGGAUCCUGUCUCUGCUGCAGCAGGAGGGUCUGAGACUGAGCGUGCAGCAGGUGGUGGUCCAACGGUGCUGUGAAACUCUGCCUGUGUGGGUCUCCUGUCCCGGCAGUCCUGAGAGAGAGGCUUGGAAGGGGAAAGAAGGGGAGGGGCCAUUUGGCGUGGCCAGCUUGACCGCCCUGCUCCAACACCAUGCCCAGGAGCACAUGCAAACACUAGGGGAGGUUACAGAACCUCAGUCUGACCCCUGCUGGGAAUCGGAGUCUACGCUGGAAGAGAGCUCUGUCACAUCCGCUAACCUCUCCGGCUCGCUGCCUUACCUCUCAUCCUCUUCCUCCACCACCUCAAACUCUUUCCCUCUCACGGCUUCAGCCUUGUCUUUCCUAAAGUCUCGCUCUGCUUUGCUAGCUGUCCUGGCAUGUCUUAGUGCCUGCAAAGGAGAGUCUGCGCGGACACAGCAGUCGGGCUGGUCAGGAUAUUUCCGCAGCGGGAGGAAAGAAGCGGUCCUUGACAUGGAGCAAAUCUCCCGCGAAGGAGAUGUCCUCCUGAAGUCAUUUCCUAUCCUCAGGGCCUACCUCCAGACCAUGUCUGAGCCACUGCUGGUUACCCCGCUGGGCACUGGUGAGGAGGGCUCUGAGGGACUGGGGACAGCUCUCUGUGGGAAACCCCUGGUCAGUCUGCUGUUGUCGGGGCCUCAGGGAGACGUUGCUCAAGCUGUGGCUGCCGAGGCCUUCCAACAGGCUCUGGCCACCGGGGACCUGGGCCGAGCCCUGAGCCUGCUGGAGCUCUAUGGGCAGGGCUGCAGCCAGGAGAGGGCGUUAAGAGACCGUCUGUUGGCUUGUGCUGCUCUGGAAGGUGGAGAUGAGGGCAUAGGGCAGUUGUUUAGGGUGCAGGACGCGACCCUGCGAGCUCGUGUCACACUUCAGGCGCUGGAGCACUGGCCUCUGUCCGCCUGUCUGGAACUGCUCGAGUUCUGCCUCAACGAUCCCGACACGGAGGCCUCGAUGAAGACGGACCUGGAGCUCCAGAAGAAAGAACUGGAUAUCUAUCGCUGGAUGUUGAACUUGCAGCCUCCUUUGCCUUGGGCUACAUGGCAGGCGCUGAGGACCGAGUCUCAGAGGAGCCCCGAGUCUCUCUUCUCCAUGAUGUUGGAGGCAAGGGAGUUUGCCCUGUGCGCACAGUGGGUGAAGCUGUACCCUGUGUCUGACCAGCUGAGGUUGCAGCUUCAGACAGAACACCUGCUUCAUCUGCUGGACAAGGGACAGACAGAGGAGGCUCUGCAGCUGCUUGAGGGCCUUUCAGAUUUCUCUGUGGGCCUAGAGGUUUGCGAGCGCGCUCUGGAUCGGCGGCCUGGAUUGGCCGCCUGUCACUUCCUGGCUGAUUACCUCACGCUGCACUUCCAGAGCCAGGUCUCCCCAGCCCGGAGACGCCACAUUCACGCUCUUCAUCUGGGCUCCAAGGUGCUGCUGACUCUGCCCCCGGUGGCCAGGCAGGACUAUUUCGCCCUGCUGUCGGAGCCCCUGCUCAUGCUUGAGCAGCUGCUGAUGAACUUGAAGGUGGACUGGACUGACGUGGCGGUGCGGACCCUGCAGAGCCUGCUGGUGGGUCAGGAGGCCGGCUUUGGCUUGGAAGAUGUGGAUAAACUUCUGUCAGCCUACGCCUGCAAGGCCCUCGACUUCCCCUACGCGCCCCGAGAGAAGUCUCGAUCUGACUCAGUGAUCAGCCUACAAGAAGCACUGUUGCAUUGCCCUGCUCAGGAAAGCAGCUCCUCAUCCCCGAGCCUGGUUGAGUCUCCUCCGUCCUCUGCAGGCAGCACACCGUCGCACACCCACUCCUCGACCAGCACGGAGAGGGAGCGGGACCGGGGGUCCAUGGGCAGAAGAGGCCGCCUGCCCGGUCAGUUCCAGCCUCCGGAGAACCCCCCUGCUCGCAAGGACUGGAUCCCUGACGGCCAGCAGGAUGUCUGCAUGGUGUGCCGCCGCGAGAGAUUCACCAUGUUCAACAGAAGGCACCACUGUCGGCAGUGCGGCCGCCUGGUGUGUCACGCCUGCUCCGAGCGGAGGAUGCUGGUGGAGGGCUGCCCCGGGGACCAAGUCCGAGUGUGUGAUCAGUGUUACGCCUUCUUCCAUCCAGAUUCUGACGAGGAGCUGGAGCAAGCCGAAGUCGGGAGCCCUGGGGCGGCAGAGGGAGCCCCGGAUGGACUGCUGCAUCUGCCCGAGGUCGUUCAGAGACAGAUCCACCUCAGCACAAAUCCUGCAGAAAACCAGCUGUCGCGGAGCGAGUUCUACUACGAGCAGGCUCCCAGUGCGUACCUGUGUGCCUCCAUCUUGUCCCUGCACAGUGACCAAGCUACCUGCGGCCACCAGCUCAUCGGCCACUGCCGCUCCUUGUCUCGUAAGCUGACCAACCCGGAGGUGGAUGCCUGCCUCCUCACCGAUGUCAUGCGGCAGCUGCUGUUCAGCGCCAAGCUGAUGUUUGUCAAGGUCGGCCGCAGCCUGGACCUGGCCUUGUGCGACAGCUACAUCAGUAAGGUGGACGUCCUUAAGAUUCUCGUGACCGCCAAUUACAAAGACAUCCCCUCUCUGGACGACAUCCUGGAGACGGCUGCCGUCACACGGCUCCGCAACCAGCUGCUGGAGACAGAGUACUACCAGCUGGCAGUGGAGGUGUCUACGAAGAGUGGUCUGGACCCGGGCGGGGUGUGGCACGCGUGGGGCAUGUCCUCCCUCAAGGCGGGCAACCUCUCGGCGGCCCGGGAGAAGUUCAGCCGCUGUCUGAAGGCCCCAGUGGACCGGAACCAGCUCAGCCUGGGUCCCUGUCCGCUACAGGAGAUCGUCCAGCACCUGGAGUCGAUGGUGCGACCCACGCUGACCAUGUCCUCUUUUGGCGAGGACAUCCUGUCGUCGCUACGGGAACUGGAGGAGGCCCUCGGCGAGCCUGGCCCGACAGACCGCCCCGAGGGCCAGGCCCAGAUCAGCAGCCUCCAGCAGGAGUGUCUCCACUACCUGAACGCCUACGGAACACAUCUGGCCCUGGUCAGCUUCUACAUGCGCCACCACCGCAUGAUGGAGGCACUGGCGCACCUGCUGAGCAAGGACUGUCCGGAGGAAGUCUUCCUGGAUGGGGUGUUGCAGCCCAGUCUUGAGCGAGGCCGUCUAGGCUCGCUGCAGGGGAUGCUGGAGACCUUGGACCCGGGCCUAGAGUCCUGCAGCCGCUACCUGAUCGCCGCCUGCCAGCUGCUGCAGCGCCGCAGCCACUAUCACACCCUGUACCAGCUCCAGCAGUUCAUGAUGGAUCACGUGAGGGCGGCCAUGACUUGCAUUCGCUUCUUCACCCAUGGGGCCCAGUCGUACUUGCAGUUUGGAGAGCAGCAGCGUUGGUUGGUCAGAGCCAAGGAGCACCUGAGGACGUACUUACAGGAGCAGCAGGGCCGGGGCGCGGGGAGGAGGAAGUCUCCUGUCAACUCCUUUAGGAAGAUGAUGUCAUCGAGUGACGUGUCCAGGCACAUGAACACAAUUGAACUUCAGCUGGAGGUGACCAAGUUCCUUCACCGCUGUGAGGCCUCUUCCAAGGCUGUGCACACAAGUGUUCCUUCCUCCAAGACCCCAGGCCUCAGUUCACCACCCACGCUGUUUGGGGGCAGCCCCAUGAAGGUGGAGGUCGCCUGCAAGGUGAUGCUGGGAGGGAAGAACAUUGAAGAGGGCUUUGGCAUUGCCUACAGAGUCAUACAGGACUUCCAGCUGGAGGCCCAGGCCGUGUACGUGCGUGCGGGUCAGAGGCUGGUGCGGCAGAGGCAGUAUGCGGCGGUCCGUCAGCUGCUGAAGUGCGUGGCUGAGUCGGGGACCGCCACCAAGAACGACUGUGAUGCCAUCAUCCUCAGCUGCGUCUCCAUGGCGGACAAAUGUCCCGCAGAUGCCAAGGAGCUGGAAAGUCUCAUUCUGGAUACCAAGAGUACAGAGAACAAGAUCAAGGCCUACCUGCUUUGUGGUAAGAUGAGACCAGCAUAUCUCCUGGCGGUGAAACAGGAGCCGGGUCGGGCCGGUCCACUAGUCCAGGAGGUUCUCCAGGCCGCCGAGGGAGCAGAGGACUCCGUGAUGCAGAACAUCUGCCGCCAGUGGCUCUCCGAGCACCUCAGUAGAAUGCCCCAGCAGCGCCACGGUCGACCCAACCCUCGGCAAUGAGGACCUCCGCCAGGUAUCGCAUGAGCAGCCCUUGAAACCGAAACACAGAGCCUCAAAAGUCACAAUCCAAGGUUUCUUCGCACAUCUGGAAGUCUGUCUGAGCUCCACGGGGAACUUGACGAUUUACACGUCUUGAAAAGUCCUGACACUUGAAAAAACAAGGUCUGUACUGGGUUGGAAACCGAUUUUUCAGUCACGAUAUGCAGAUGACUCAGUGGUUUAUGGUCAGGUAUCCACUGUUGUCCUGCAUGUUGGGGUAUUUGUUGUUGUGAAGAAUUACCUUCUGCAGUAGAGCGCCAUGGCCCACCCGAUGGUCGUACCGCCGCUGUCAGCAGCAUCACUCUCAACACAGACCUACAUGUGAUCAAGAAAUUAGGUUGUGGGGUGGUGUGGAUUUUGACGAUAAUAAAUCCCUUAGGAACCCUGUAAAGCGACCUUGAGAGCUUUUUGCCCCCUUGCCCCCCACACACCCUUUUUUGUUGUUGUAAAGGAAUCACCACUGUGCUUUAUCUGCAUUCUGGAAGUAAUCUGUCAGUAAUUCUGGAAGUAAUCUGUCAGUAAUUCUGGAAGUAAUCUGUCAGUAAUUCUGGAAGUAAUCUGUCAGUAAUUCUCAUCUGCAAGAAAUGUUUUGCACUGUUACAGACUGGAACGGCAGCCAUUAUAUGUAACAAAACUGCAGCGUGUACAUGGACAGUUUUUACAUCCACCUAUUUCCAGGCAUAUCUCUCUGACCCAGUACUCGUCUCUGAGUUAUCUUCUACCUCAGCCAAAAAGGGAAGACGUCUUUUCUCUUAAAGAAAAGCUUCUAUUUUGAUUCUACAAGUUUGCAAUGUAAUUGCCCCCCCCCCAUUCUGUUAUCCCUCCAUUAUUUUUUCUUACUCGGAUGAAGUAUUGAGCCUUGAUCGUGAGCUGUCACGUGACAGGAAGUUGAUGCUGCAUGUUCACUCUUUUAGGGCACUGGGUAAAUAAUGUCCGUGCUUUGGUCUGGACACCAUUGUUGGCUUGUUUUCCUGACUGUUUCACCUUCCGCUUGGCUGUGGAUCUCUGGGUCAUCUUGUCAGCUUGCGCUGUCUUUUUUCGUGGUACUGAAAGGGCAUUAAGGAUGGCAGGAGGAGCCUUCCGCAGGAUUAAAGAAAAUGAACAAUUCGGAUGCAGAAAGGGACGUAGGUGAGGACCACAUCAGGCCCGCCUAAGAUAUUCUUUGAUUUAGAAUCAUCUCAGAAGUGCCGUCUCCAGUCGGUGCCGUGGUCUGUCGUCACCUUCAGGAGGUGGAUGAGAUGUUGUUGUUCACCGCCGUCAUCAAAAUAGAGCCUUCAUAGACGCUCCAGUAAUAUUUGAAAAAAAAUUACUUCUAAUAAUUACUUGUGGCUGUCAUUAAUUUGAGAUAGUUUCCACCCCUUUGUCCUCAUAGAUGUGACUCCUCUUCAUCAGGCCUAAACUAAGUGUGUGUGUGUGUGUGUGUGUGUGAGUGAAUAUGGUAAGGUGGACACACACACACACACACACACAAUCAAGGAAUGUCUCAGAAAAGGGAUUUGAGUUUUAAUAUAUGGCAUCAUGCCACCUUGUGUAUGAAGCUUUGUUCGUUUACUUGACAAUCUGUGUUACUGGAGCGUGGCGGUACAUAUGUUCUGGUAGUGUGAGGAGGAGGAGGAGGAGGAGGAGGCCUGAGGAGACCCGUCUGAGCGUGCUGUCGGUGGUGUUUGGUCUCACAUUAGCUCUUGUCUGCACACGGGCUGCAUCUCACAUUCUCAGAACACUUCCUUUCCUCGUCCCUGUCAGCUGCGCGCGGCAGAGAGGCGCGUGGCGGUGGGAAAAGCGUUGCAGGAUUUCGUUUCUGUGCAUUGUGAGGCGUAGAGGAACGAGAGCGGAGAGUAGGAAGCCAUCUCAGACCGCUGUGAAGAAGCAACCUCGGGAUACUGACAUUUGUGCACGCUGAGGAUCCUCCCCAACACGGACUGUUCUCAUCAUCACUGCCGCACUUUCUACAUAGGAAACCCCAAAAGUGUAACAGCGUUGCGACUGCCACGAUAGCGCAGGGGCGGAGAGGCGGAGGUUAGGACUGAUCCGUCUGACCCCUGUGACAUAUUAAUAUGAAAUGUAUUCACGCUUGGAAAUUGGAGUAGCAUGGUCCAGCUCUCGGUAACUGUGGUUUUCACCGAUUAUGUCAUGUGACCUCUCCGACUGUUCAUCUACAUUGGAAACCCCUGACUAAUAAAUUUGUGCA